CGCGCAUGUAAUCAUCGUCGCGACGACCCUCCGUCGACUCACCUACACAAUUAAAAUGGCGGAACGUUAUCAACACAACAGAAGAUGUCAUUGACGCUUUCCGUUGUUUACGAUGCCAAAUUCGAUUCUAUAGGUAGGUAGUUUUUCCGUCCGUUCGGGAUCGUUGCUGCACCCAACCGUUGCGCUUUUGACGAAGUCUAGGGACGACGAUGCGCGCGCGCGCGUCCCAAGUGUUUUGGACUUCUAGCCGUCGGACGGUCUCAACCACUGUUUGGACAGCGUCUGUUUCGAUUGUCGUCUGUGCAUGACCGUGCGCAAUUUAGCCUUUUCCCGAAGUCACUCAGGUCUUCGUGUUGCAAGUUAAUGUUAAAAAGGUACAAUGACAGUCUCCAGCCAAUAAGAUUGGUGACGGACCAUCUAACCGAACGGCUGAACCUUGAUAGUGCAUGCGCAUUGCCGUUGGCCAAUUCAGGUUCUGCGUACUUCGAACCGAAACCGAUCAAAGCGACAAAGAAGGGCCGGCUUGCGACUGGACAACAUAUUCGGCUUGCGGCCAAAAAAAAUAACCAGAAUGACGUGACAACGAUGAGCAACAAUCUCAUGUUUCGAAGUAUGUUUUUUAUGAACGAAGAAGCUAGACAUUUCUUGGCGCCGCCUAUACAAUUGUCUACGACUGACGGGGAGUAUUUCACACGCAAAACUGGUAAUCCAAAUUUGAAUACACACCAUCAACAGCAACAGCAGCAAGCAGUUGCAGCACUCGUCAAUCACGAUUCUAGUUCUAGUGUUGAAAUCAAACCAUUACAACCACCAAAAGCACGUCCCCACGGGUGCGAAGAGUGUGGCAAAACGUUUCUAAUGAAACAUCAUUUGUCAACUCACAUGCGAGGUCAUACUGGUGAGCGACCUCAUAUUUGUCCUGAAUGUGGAAAGACUUUUGCUCUCAAACAUUGUCUAAGCACUCAUUUGCUAUUGCAUAGCUCGGAACGACCAUAUAAAUGUUUAGAAUGUAAUAAGAGUUUUACCUUAAAACAUCAUUUGGUGAGUCAUGAAAGAGUACAUACUCGGGAUAGACCAUUUGAGUGUCCUGAAUGUCGUCGUCGAUUUCCUCAGAAACGACAUUUGACUACUCAUAUAAAAUUCCACUCUGGUGAACGACCAUACUCAUGUUCUGUUUGUGGUGAGACAUUCUCGCGUGAAGAACAUCUAGUCAUGCAUUCAAGGUUCCACGGAGGAACACAACCAUUUGUGUGCCCAGACUGUGGAGCAGCAUUCUUGCGUAAAUUUGAAUUGGUUAACCAUGAACGGCAACAUGGCCGUAUACCUGAAUCUUGCCCUGCUUGUGGUAAAGAGUUCUUACAGAGACGCACAUUAUUGGUUCACGUAAGAAACUGUGGCCUUAACUCAUCGACACCAGUACAUAGAUCUCCUUAUACCGCAACUGCGAGUAAAGCAUGCCGUGAGUGUGGUGAAACAUUUGCUAGUGACGAAGGAUUAGCACUUCACAUGCGAUUACACAUCGGUGACCAUAGUUUCCUAUCUGAUAUUUGUAGUCUAGCUGCUACAUUGAAACAAAGUGUACAAGGUGUAUCAAAUGGUAUUGCUAAUGUUCAAAAUCAUCACCAAUCACAACAUCAAUCUGGUGUUGUAGCCAAUAAAAAAUCUCACUAUUGUGGAGACUGUGGCCGUGGCUUUACCCAAAAACAUGGCUUACAACAGCAUCAUGUCAAAUAUCCAAAUGCCACUUGUAAAGAUAAACCCUUUGCUUGUCAAAAAUGUGGUAAAAGUUUCAUGCAAAAAAAUCAUCUUGUACUACAUGAACGGCAACAUAUGGAUCCACCACCAUCUAGAAAUCGUAAUGCUACCACUUCAGCUGUCCAAUCAAUACAACAUUUACAGACUGAACAGGUUGGCUUGCAACCGACUCCUCUUCAUACAACUAUCCUGGGACUACAGCCUAUUAGGCAUAUUCAAUCUGGUAGUCAACCUCAACUUUUAAGACAUCCCAGUGAGGCCCAUUCAGGGUCAUAAUAACUGCCUUGUUUUAUACUUGGAUUUUUAAAAAAAAAAAAAGAUCUAUAUUUUCUUAUAAAAAUUGCAGUUAUUCAUUGAUUUUUCUUGAACUCGAAUCCCAAAAUAUAUUAGCAGUGAUAGAGGUUUUAUUCUUCAGAGUAUACGUUAAAUAUAUUUUGAUUACCUAAAUGUAUUAUUUUAUGCUGCAUGAAUGUAAAUCAAUUUAAACAUUUAUUUUUGACUGUAAAAAUGUGGCGUCAUCGGAAUUUAAGAGUGUUUUUUUUUUUUAUUAGUUUUUUUUCUUUUGCUUGCUCUUCAAGUAAACAUGUUUACUUAAAUAUCAAAUCUAUUUAAAUGUAUAAUUACUUAUAUUAUAAAAAAAAAAAAAAAAUUAGUUUCAUUAUUACAAUUAGAACUAUUUUAUUAAAAUGUAUUAAUUAUUAACAUGAAUAUAUUAUGUAUUAUCAUUGUAUGCUGCACCUAAGGUUUCAGUUACAGCUGAAUUGAUUUUCAAUCCAUUCAUCAAAUCAGCAUAGUAAAAGUAGGAAGUUCAUUUAUUUCGCAGCUAUACUUUUGGAAAGUAUUUCCUACUUACAUAUUUGUUUAUCUAAUUGA
Molecule: messenger RNA, 2628 nt
Organism: Rhopalosiphum maidis (corn leaf aphid)
Lineage: Eukaryota; Metazoa; Arthropoda; Insecta; Hemiptera; Aphididae
Product: gastrula zinc finger protein XlCGF57.1-like
Exons: 6
Coding region: 364-2031 (555 amino acids)
Biological process (GO): regulation of transcription by RNA polymerase II
Molecular function (GO): DNA-binding transcription factor activity, RNA polymerase II-specific; RNA polymerase II cis-regulatory region sequence-specific DNA binding
Source: RefSeq, a predicted model, not a curated record